Molecule: messenger RNA, 942 nt
Organism: Drosophila obscura
Lineage: Eukaryota; Metazoa; Arthropoda; Insecta; Diptera; Drosophilidae
Product: titin-like
Exons: 1
Coding region: 1-942 (313 amino acids)
Source: RefSeq, a predicted model, not a curated record
AUGCCCGAUGCCAUCACAUCAGUUCUAACACGAACUGGAUGCUCUGCUGGCACCAAGGGCCAGCUCAGUUCUCCAGCCGCCAUAUGGCCCACACAGAUGGAAGACUCACCGCUCGAGGAGGUCAUCAGCAGCCCUGUGGCAUCAGAGUCUCCUGCAAUGACUCGACCCCAGUUGAUCCCAACGAUCGCUUUGAAGAAGCGUUCCAUCGAGACGGUCAAGUUGCCUGUGCAGCGCGAUGCUGUGGAUCGGCCGCGCGUGCCACCCCAAGACGACUGGAAUGUCCAUGUGAAGUUUACGAGCAAGCGGAACCGCGGGCGCAAGUCCUCGCCCAAGGAGAUUUUGCCGAAGACUUCGGCCAAAAAGAAUCGCACAAAGGUCACAGCCCAGCCGCCGAACUUGACCCAGAGUGCGCCCUGGAACGUGGUGGCGGGUGGCUCCUGGAACACUUCACCUGCCGCCGCGGAGGCAGCGCCCCCAAAACAGGAGCGUCCACCCAUGGCCGCAGCCAAGACUGCAGCCCCAUCGACACAGCCAGAGAAGAUUCGCAGUGAGGAUGCUCGAGCGGCGCCCGUGGCCCGUGUCCCAGCCACCAUCACAGCCACUGUCCCUGGUGUGGCCACAUCCUGGAACUUGGUGGCACGCAAGUCCUGCCACAAGGCCCUGGCCACCAAGGAAGAGUCACAGAGUCAGCAGCCAGCAGCUAAAGCCAGCGGAGAGGCUUCCCCGAUGGCUCAGCCUUGGCCAGCAGCCAAGGACGAGCCACAGAAGAGUCCAGUCUCCCCAGUCCGGGAGUCGUCGUCGGUGGCCCUGGAAAUUGACUCGGCCCCGCCGCGUCCGUCCAGGAACUUGAUCGCAGAAUGGGGCCUCGCAGGCGUAGACGCUCAAUGGAUCCCUGCUCUUCCUCCUCCUCCUGCUUUUCCUCCUCGCGAGACUCGCGUGUGA